AGUAGAAACUCGCCCAGUUGCAUGCCGGAAGAUGCGCUUUCUGCGCGAAGAUUUUUUUUUUUUUUUUCUUUCUUUUUUUUUUUUUAAAGCUCUGGUUUCCUGGUGACGGUGUCUGGAGAUAACCUCAACGCUCGCGCUCGCUCCGGACGCCCUGUUGGUUGUUAGGCCCCAAGCGAUCUGGCUUCUCUGGACUUUGUGCCUACAAAGGAAACCCCAAGAGUACUGUUCAGUUCUUGAAUUCUGAAAACCAUGGCCCACGGUUUGGUGACAUUCUCAGAUGUGGCCAUAGACUUCUCCCAGGAGGAGUGGGCAUGUCUGGACUCUACGCAGAGAGACCUGUACUGGGACGUGAUGUUGGAGAACUACAGUAACUUGGUCUCACUAGAGUUGGAAUCACCAUAUGAGACCAAGACUUUACCUAGACAAAAGGGCAUUUAUGAGAUGAAUUUUUCCAAACGGAACUCAGGUGGAAAAAGUAAAUCCCUUGGCCUUAACUGGAUGUGUGAAGGUGAGUUUGAAGGACCACAGGCCCCUCAAGAGGGAUAUGUCAGUCAAAUGAUAAUCAACUGUGGGAAAACACCCACUUAUAGAGAAAAUACCACUGUCCGAACCCAUCAGAGACCUCAUAAUAGGGAAAACUCCUAUGAAUGUAAAGAAUGUGGAAAGGCCUUUAGUCGUGGCUACCAACUUACUCAACAUCAGAAAAUUCACACAGGUGAGAAACCCUAUGAAUGUAAAGAAUGUAAAAAGGCUUUCCGUUGGGGUAAUCAACUUACUCAGCACCAGAAAAUUCACACUGGUGAGAAACCUUAUGAAUGUAAGGACUGCGGGAAGGCCUUUCGAUGGGGUUCAAGCCUUGUUAUUCAUAAGAGAAUUCAUACAGGUGAAAAGCCCUAUGAGUGUAAAGACUGUGGGAAGGCCUUCAGACGUGGCGAUGAACUCACUCAGCAUCAGAGAUUUCACACUGGUGAGAAGGACUAUGAAUGCAAAGAUUGCGGCAAGACCUUUAGCCGAGUAUAUAAACUAAUUCAGCAUAAGAGAAUUCACAGUGGUGAGAAGCCCUAUGAAUGUAAAGACUGUGGGAAGGCAUUUAUCUGUGGUUCAAGCCUCGUUCAACAUAAGAGAAUUCACACCGGUGAGAAGCCCUAUGAAUGCCAAGAAUGUGGGAAGGCCUUUACUCGUGUCAAUUAUCUCACUCAGCAUCAGAAAAUUCACACUGGUGAAAAACCUCAUGAAUGCAAGGAAUGUGGGAAGGCCUUUCGUUGGGGUUCAAGUCUCGUGAAACACGAGAGAAUUCAUACGGGUGAGAAGCCAUAUAAAUGUACCGAAUGUGGGAAGGCCUUUAACUGUGGCUAUCACCUUACUCAGCAUGAGAGAAUUCACACUGGUGAAACGCCUUACAAGUGUAAGGAAUGUGGAAAGGCCUUUAUUUAUGGGUCAAGCCUUGUCAAACAUGAGCGAAUUCAUACAGGGGAGAAACCCUAUGAGUGUAAAGAAUGUGGGAAAGCCUUCAGUCAUGGCCAUCAACUUACACAGCAUCAGAAAAUUCAUGCUGGUGAGAAACCCUCUGAGUGUAAGGAAUAUGGAAAGGCAUGUACCCAUGUAAGCCAUCUUCAAGAACAGAGAAUCCAUACUGUUGGAAAACCUUUUGUGUACAAAGAAUGUAUAGAGGCCCCUGUUCAACAUUCAUUUCUUCCACAGCAUGAGGAAAAUGCGUGAUAAAAUUUAACAUAAGAAAGCCUUUAUGGGUCAGUCUUCUGCUUAUAGAAUAUCAAAAGUCAUAUUAGAGGUGAAUUUGGAAAAUGGAAAAACCACUUUUUCUUAUUGACCACAAACUACUCAGUGUAGGUGAUUUUUUUACUGGAUAGGUCAGUUUCAUGAAUGCAUAGAAACUUACCAAUACCAUUUCAUCUCUGUCGUACUUCAGAUUUAUUCUAGGGUACAACUCUGCUUACAGAACAUAUGAGGGAGAGCCAUUCAUCAUGGUAUGUACCCAACCUGUUAUCAUCACUAUCCCACCUCCUUACUCCCUGUAAGACACUGGGGAAAUUAGCUAUGACCCCAUGUGCAUUAUUUGUGAAAUGGGGAUGAUCACACCUACCUAAUACUGCUGUUGUGAUUAAAUGAGUUUGGUUCAUGUAAACUUCUUGAACGUGUAUCUGGAAUAUUGUGUAAGCUCAAUAAAUGUUAGCUGUUGUUCCUGUUACCAUUAGCAUUGCUAUUAGUGAAUUGUUACAAGACCCCCUUUGGGUGCAAUGAGUUGAGAAAAGACUAUCAAACUUUUAGAAGAAAAUAUAGGAGAUUAUUGUCACAACCUUGGAGUAUGCAGCAUUUCCUAGUAAACAGAAGACCCUAAAUAUAAAAUAAAAGUUAUUAACUGGACUUGGUCAAAAAUAUGAAGUUCUGGUCAUCAAAUGACACCAUGAAAGUGGUAAAAAAGCAAGACACAGACUGGGAGAAGAUAUUUACAUAAACCUGGCAAAAGAUUCACAUAGAAAGGAUGAAGAAUCCUUCAAGUCAAUAAUAAAACAACAAAUCAGUUAAAAGAUGAGGGGGAGAAACUUACAUAAAUCCUUAAGAUCACCAAAUGGCCAGUGGGUGAAGAUAUGUUUAAACAUCAUUACUCUUGGAGUUCCCGUCGUGGCGCAGUGGUUAAUGAAUCCGACUAGGAACCAUGAGGUUGCGGGUUCGGUCCCUGCCCUUGCUCAGUGGGUUAACGAUCCGGCGUUGCCGUGAGCUAUGGUGUAGGUUGCAGACGCGGCUCAGAUCCCGCAUUGCUGUGGCUCUGGCGUAGGCCGGUGGCUACAACUCUGAUUCAACCCCUAGCCUGGGAACCUCCAUAUGCCGCGGGAGCGGCCCAAGAAAUAGCAACAACAACAGCAGCAAAAGACAAAAGACAAAAAAAAUAAAAAAAUAAACAUCAUUACUCUUCAGGGAUAUGCAAAGUAAAAUCACCAUGUGAUGUCACUGGACACUCACCAGAGUGGCUAACAUUAAAACUAUGUAUGAGCCGGUGUCUUUGUUGGAUGUUCAAACAUGACCUGUUCAAGACGGAAAGGAACCAGCACACUGAACCUCACCAAAUCCUGUAGGUCCCACAGCAGAGAUGAGGAGGCGAUGCUCAGGGGAGGCCAAUGGAUUUGUCCUGAGGAAGGGGCCAUGGCCCAAGAUCAAGUCCUGAGAGAGUUGAGGGAGCAAUUGGAUUCAUUAGGGACCUGAACUGACUUAAGAGGUUCAGUUCUAGAGUGAAGGCAGUAGGUUGUCUUGGGGAAGGAACUUGAGCCUACCAUUGGGAAUCUGAGAGGAUGGGUGGGGGAGGACUAGAGCCCGUAGGAGUGAGUUUGAAAAGCUGGAGAAGGGGCUAAUGGAGGGCCUGGUGCAUGGAGAAGGAAUGACUAGAAUCCAGACAGGUCCUGGGAGACUGGAGAAAAGGAGAGAGUUCAGGAGGGGAGAGCCUUUGAGAGCUGGAGGACUUGAAUGCUAUGGAUGAAGAAGGCCUGAGAGAGAUAGGAUGGGUGCUAAAGCCAGUAGGAGUGCCGUAACAUGGGGGAUGGCAGUGUAGUUAGAGCCCAGAGGAGUACCCUCUGAAGGCUGCCAGAGGAUCCAGAAUCAGCUUGAAGUAGGGCCUGUAUUUGGUUUAUCUUAGGAUUGGCAUCAACUUUCAAUUAAAGUAUACUUUGUGUAUACCUUAGUGAUAGGGUUGGGUUAAGGAUUUGGAUCCUCUGGUUGGGGAGGGAAUGAGAGAACAUAGAACAUGUUCAAGGGGAAAGAUGCCAAACUUACACAGAUCAUUCCACCAACAACAGGAAUACAUAUAGAACUUUCUCCAGGAUAAACCCUAUGUUAGGCCACAAAAUAAAUCUCAACUAAUUGAAAAGAUUGAAAUAUGACUACAGUGUAAUGACACUAGAAAUCAACAGAAAGAAAAAAACAAAACAUGGAAAUUAAACCACACACUCUUAAGCAGCAGAUGGGUCAAAGGAAACAUUAUAAGGGAAAUCAGAAAAUACAUAGGAGUGAAAAAUCAAACCAGAACUUAUAAGAUGCAGUGAAAGCCAUACUCAGAAGACAAUUUAUAGCAGUAAAUGCCUACAUCCAAAAAAACUUCAGAUCAGUAAACUAACUUGAAUGGUAAGAAGCUAGAAAAAAGAGCAAACUAAGCCAAGAGCAACAGAAAGAAGAAAACAACGGGCAGUAGAGUGGAGAAAAGUGAAAUAGAUAUAUAGAUAUAUAUAUGUAUUUUUUUAAUGACACAAAGAACCAAUGGAACCAAAAAUUGGUUCUUUGAAAAGAUCUACAAAAUGGGCAAAGCUUUAACUAGACUGACCAAGAAAAAUAUGUAAUACGAAGAGAAGUCAAAGAUCACUGGAGAUGUCUCCAACCUCUUCUGGGUGUGUGUGACUAAGGUGAAAAAUCACAAAAGCAAAGGAACUUGAACACAUUGACAUUGCAAGUAAGCAGACUAAACCUGAGUAUGUUCAGGCACACCAGACCAGAGUUUGCCCCAGUUUUUCUGUUGAGGGGAAAGUAGUAAAUACUUUAGGUUUUGCAAGCUAUGUAUGCUCAUGGCCACAUUUUUUUUUUUUUUUUUUUUUUUUUUUGCUUUGUAGGGCCGCACCCAGCAGCAUAUGGAGGUUCUCAGGCUAGGGUCCAAUCAGAGCUGCAGCUGCCAGCCUACACCACAGCCACAGCAACAUGGGAUCCGAGCUGCAUCUGCAACCUACACCACAGCUUACGGUUGCAAUGCCAGACCCUUAACCCACUGAGUGAGGCCAGGGAUCGAACCCUCAUUCUCAUGGAUCCUAGUCGGGUUGGUUAACCACUGAGCCAUGAUGGGAACUCCACACAUAUUCCUCUUUAUUAAUUUUUUUUUACGAACUUUAAAGAAUAAAAACCACUCAGCCUCUAGACUGUACACAAUCAGGGCCACAGGCAAGAUUUGAUCCCUGACCAGAUUUUACCUGACCACUGCUCUAAACCAAUAGGUAAGCAUAGAAGAAAAUUCUAGAUCAGCAUUAUCCUGUAUGGUAACAAAGAGCCACAUACACUCUUGAGCACUUGAAAUAUGGCCAGGUGGUAAAGUCAACGUAAAAUACACAGAUUUGAAGACUAUUCAGAAAUUUAAAAGGUAAAAUAUCUCAAUAAUUUUUAUAUUAAAUGUUGAAGUAACAUUUUGGAUGUUUUGAGCUAAAUAAAAUAUAUUAUUAAAAUUA
Molecule: messenger RNA, 5213 nt
Organism: Sus scrofa (pig)
Lineage: Eukaryota; Metazoa; Chordata; Mammalia; Artiodactyla; Suidae
Gene: ZNF331
Product: zinc finger protein 331
Biological process (GO): regulation of DNA-templated transcription
Molecular function (GO): DNA-binding transcription factor activity, RNA polymerase II-specific; RNA polymerase II cis-regulatory region sequence-specific DNA binding
Source: RefSeq, a predicted model, not a curated record